Molecule: messenger RNA, 2982 nt
Organism: Colletotrichum fioriniae
Lineage: Eukaryota; Fungi; Ascomycota; Sordariomycetes; Glomerellales; Glomerellaceae
Biological process (GO): purine nucleobase catabolic process
Cellular component (GO): cytoplasm
Molecular function (GO): allantoinase activity
Source: RefSeq, a predicted model, not a curated record
AUGGCACAACCACACAUCCCCUCCAAGGAGGCGGACCUCUUCCUGGACUCUUUUCAGGUCCCGCCCCCGUACGAAGCCGCCGCGUAUCCCCGCAUCCGGCCCCGCCGCACUCUCCUCCGAAGCCUCAUCUCGCCCCGCGUGCUCGUCUGCGUCUUCAUCGGCGGCCUGCUCGCCUGGCACACGUUUCUCAUCGAACGAGAGACUGUUAUCCGCGAUGCUGCAAGACAUGCGUCUCCGUCGGCCCAUCUGGCUCGCUUUGAUGAGUCCUUGAAGCACUGCGCUGCUCUCAAGACAUUUCCAAAGAGCCCCGAGCCAGAGACUCGCAAGUCCAACUCGAGAUGGAACGCUGUCCGCGGCCAAGAUAAGCCGGUGGUGCUGCGCAACAUGACCUUCUUUGACGGCGAAUCCAUUGCGUCCGAGCCAAUGGACAUCAAGUUUGAAAAGGGCCUGUUCACCGAGCUGGCAACAACGGCUUCCAAGUCCAUCAGCUCCGAUGGUGCCACCGAACACGACUUGCACGGUCGCUUCGUGACGCCCGGUCUGGUCGACAUGCACUCGCAUCAUGCCGCGAGCCUGUGGCCGGCUCUGUCCGUCACCGAGGACGAGAAUGAAAUGACAAAGACCUACGGCCCCCUCACCCCGAUGCUGCGCAUCCUCGACUCGAUGAAGGCGUACGAUGACGCUACUCGCAUCAUCAUGUCCGGCGGCAUCACCACGUCGCUCAUCUUGCCCGGGUCCGCCAACAUCAUGGGCGGAGAGGGUACCGUGAUCAAGAACGUCCUCAAGUCGGGAGAGCUGGGCGAGUACGUCGUCGAGGAGCUGCUGCUUGAGCGAGAUAUCCCUGUCGAGGAGCGCCAUCGAUACAUGAAGCUGGCCUGCGGCGAGAACCCCAAGCGUAUCUAUGGCCACACCCGCAUGGCCAACGCCUUCAUCCUCCGCGAGCAGUUUGCCAAGGCCAAGGAGCACAUGCAGAAACAAGACGAGUACUGCGAGAGCGUCGCCACCGUGUCGACCUUGUCUGAUGAGGUCAAGGACAGCUUCGUCCGAGAGUCUGGCAGCUUUCCCGCCGACCUCAAGCUCGAGUCCACCGUCGGGAUGCUCCGCGGCCGGGUCUCCAUGCAGAACCACUGCUACCUCCCCGAGGACUUUGAGACCAUGCUCCGGGUCACUGGCGAAUACGGCGUCCGCGUCCGGGCCUUCCACCACGCCCUCGAAGCCUGGCAGGUUCCUGAGAUGCUAAAGGCGUACGGCGAAAACGUCACGGUCGCUACCUUUGCCGAGUUCAGUCUGUACAAGUUCGAGGCUUGCGCACCAAGCCUCUCUGCGGGCAAGAUCCUCAACGAGCAUGGCAUCCCCGUGGCCUACAAGUCAGACCACACCGCACCCGAGACGAACGCAAAGUACAUCAUGUUCCAAGCGGGCGUCGGCCACGCGUUCCACCUCCCGGAAGAGAAGGCUCUGCAGUCCGUCACCUCCAUCCCCGCCAAAGCCAUCGACCUGGGCUACCGUGUUGGCUACGCUCGCCCGGGCUACGAUGCGGAUCUGGUUGUCUGGGAUGCCCACCCGCUAUCUAUCGGAGCGACUCCCCUGCAGGUGUACAUUGACGGCAACCCCCAGCUGAAGCACCACAUUGUUCAGGAGAGCAUGGGCGAGGCCUUUAAUGAAGCAUCGGCCAAGGAGUCCCGCCCCGUGAAGCCCAACAUGAGAACGGAGCUGGCGCCGGAGAAGAGGGAAGCGUUCUGCAGUAAGACCGCCAAGUCAAAGUCCAGUUUCGUCAUCAACGGCAUCACGAGCACAUUUUUGGAAAAUCACCCACAGGUGCCCACCGUCUUCCGCGACGUCACCGGCGAAAACUUUACUCUCGUGAUCAACAGCGGCAAGGUCGCCUGUCUUAGCACACCCGAGAACUGCUCGUCCGCCGUCGCCAAGGUGGCAUCCAAGUCCGACGUCACUACCCUCGACCUCUCCAACGGCCACGUUCUGCCCGGAUUGACGGCCCUCACAGCCUCCCUCGGCAUGGUUGAGAUUGCGACGGAGGAUUCCACUGGAGACGGCUUUGCCGACCCGAAGAAGGACGGAAACGACCCAGAGAACCUCGACUACGCAAAGUACGGCGUCCAGCUGGAGGGCAAGGCCUUUGCCCGCGCACGCCUCGGCGGCAUCACCCGCGCCAUCACGCCACCCCUCAGCUCCGAGGGUGGUGCUUUUGUCAACGGCGUCAGCGUCGGCAUCCUCACGCGCACCGAUCGUACGCUCCUCGACGGCGGCGUUUUCCGGCCCGAGGUGGCGCUUCACGUCACCAUUGACGAUAAGGCAAAGGAGAGCGUGGGCACCAUUAGCACCGCCGUCAAGAAACUCCGCAAGAUUCUCGCCGACGGCCAGGGGAAGCACAAUGAGACGACCUUUGGUGAGGUUGCGUCAGGCAAGCUGCCGCUCGUGAUCAAUGCAAAUAACCACGAGCAGUGGGACAUUCAGCAAAUCAUCAACAUCAAAAAGGACUUUCCCGACGUCAACCUCGUCAUCCAAGGCGGUGCCGAGGCGCCCCUGGUCGCCCUGGAGCUCGCAAAGUCCCAGAUCCCCCUCAUCCUCACCGAGACUCGUCCCGCGCCCUCCUCCUAUAGACACCGCGAUGCCGUCGUUGGCCCGCCCCUGACCCCGAGCGUCGCCCGCAUCCUCAGCGAGGCGGGCGUCUACUUUGCAGUCGCCAUCGUCACGGACAUCAUGCCCGCAGACUACCGCAUCCACGACCUCGCCCUUGAAGCCGCGUGGGCCGCCAAGUACGCCAACCUCGACGACAAGGAAGCCAUCCGCCUCGUGUCCGGCAACGUCGAGGACAUUCUCGGCCUGCCCAAGAGCAGCGACAUUGUGGUGUGGGAGGGCAGCCCGCUCGAGUUUGGCGGCACCGUCGCCCUCAGCUUCGAGGUGGACCAGAAUGGCGACCUCGAGGUUGCCGCUUGCUGGCCGCACGAGGAUGACCGUUAG